Messenger RNA from Monodelphis domestica (gray short-tailed opossum), 3708 nucleotides. Lineage: Eukaryota; Metazoa; Chordata; Mammalia; Didelphimorphia; Didelphidae. The record is from RefSeq and is a predicted model, not a curated record.
UGAACUUUCUUAAUUAAGACAAAAUUGAUUCCUUGUACUAAGAAUAGCCUCCCAAUUUGGUCUGAAGGAAAUGUGAGCCACUUGAAAAGAGUAUUGUUUCCUGACUCAUCAAAUUACUGAUAGAAUCAUACUCUCAACAUCUUGUUUCACCAUCUGAGAACAGAAGUUUAUUUGUGGUUUCUUAUUAAAAUAGUAUUUAAAGCUUUUAUCUGAAAUAGCUUUUCAUUUUUUACAAUAAUGUGUACAGAGGGCUUUUUAAAUCUAAUUUACAGAGAACAAGGAUGCAAAUAAAUAUGUCGUUAUAUUUUGGAAUUUAGAACUAGUUUUAACAUUUGGACAUUAAAUUUGCAUCUGGGGUUGUCUCUGUUUCCUAGCAUUGCUUAAACAGGCAGUUCUGAUGAUUAGAAACUCGGUUUAGAAUUAUGGCUACCGCUUGUGUACGAGAAAGGGAUACGCCAAAGGAGAGCAUCACUGCAUAAUGUGUGACUUUAAUUUUCUGAAAUAGGCGUGAGAAUCACAAAUGUCGUCCAAUGGCUCCGUGCCUGCGAGAUCCAGGAACCUGGGGAAGACUUACGACUCCUCCUAUCGAGAUGGUACGCUGCAGAGCCUUCGAGACAGUGAGUUAGCCGUGAGUGCGGAUCCUCUGCCGCCUCCACCUCUCCCCUUACAGCCACCGUUUGGGCCCGACUUGAACUCCAGUGACCCAGAAGAACCGGCUCUGGCCCCAGACAUCAAGCCCGUCAGGAGGUUUGUUCCGGACUCUUGGAAGAACUUCUUCAAGGGGAGGAGAAAUGACCCAGAGUGGGACCAGCCCUUGUCUGAGGUGAGGUAUAUCUCCGACGGCGUUGAGUGCUCCCCGCCAGCCUCCCCAGGAAGGUCCACCGAAGAUCCGUCCCGAGAGCCCCGGAGAGAAGCGGACGCCUUCCUGCCUCCGGACCUGUACGGCUCUCUGGGGCGGCCCACGCCCACAGCGCUGACGUACAGCGAGAAGGUGGAGGAGUACCACCAGAGGUACUCGUACAUGAAGUCCUGGGCCGGCCUGCUCCGGCUCCUGGGGGUCGUGGAGCUGCUCUUGGGCGCUGGCGUGUUCGCGUGCGUCACGGCCUACAUACACAAGGACAACGAGUGGUACAACCUGUUCGGAUACUCGCAGCCCUACGCCAUGGGUGCCGCGGGGGGCCUGGGCGGCGCCUACGGAGGCUACUACUACAGCGGCCCCAAGACCCCCUUCGUGCUCGUCGUGGCCGGCCUCGCCUGGGUGGUCACCGUCAUCCUCCUCGUUCUGGGCAUGUCCAUGUAUUACCGCACCAUCCUCCUGGACGCCGGCUGGUGGCCUCUGACCGAGUUCGGGAUCAACGUCGCCCUCUUCGUCUUGUACAUGGCCGCCGCCAUCGUCUACGUCAACGACACCAAUCGGGGCGGCCUCUGCUAUUACCCUCUGUUCAACACGCCCCUGAACGCCUCCUUCUGCCGAGUCGAAGGAGGGCAGAUCGCGGCCAUGAUCUUCCUGUUCGUCACCAUGAUCGUGUAUCUCAUCGGUGCCGUCGUUUGCCUGAAGUUGUGGCGGCACGAAGCCGCCCGGAGGCACCGAGAGUACGCCGAGCAGCCAGGGAUCGGCGAGCCCUGCUUUCCAUCUAAAAGGACAACGCAUGAAACGCCUACUAGUGAUGAGAGACCAAGAGACUCAGAAGUUAAAGAAUUGAGAGCAACAAAAAUAAAGCCUGAACUGCUCAGCGGACAUAUCCCAUCAGGACACAUUCCCAAGCCCAUAGUGAUGCCAGAUUAUGUAGCGAAGUACCCCGCCAUUCAGUCAGACGACGAACGAGAACGCUAUAAAGCUGUGUUCCAAGACCAGUUUUCCGAGUAUAAAGAGCUGUCUGCGGAAGUCCAGGCGGUCCUCAGGAAGUUUGACGAGCUAGAUGCGGUGAUGAGCAAAUUGCCCCAUCACUCAGAGAGCAGACAGGAACAUGAAAGAAUUUCAAAAAUCCUCCAAGAAUUUCAGAAGAAAAAGCAUGAUCCCGCCUUUCUGGAGAAGAAGGAGCGCUGUGAGUACCUGAAGAGUAAACUGUCCCACCUAAAGCAGAGAAUCCAGGAGUACGAUAAAGGGAUGGACUGGAACAUGCGAGGUUUCUCCUAACCCUUAGACAGAAAUUGUUUUAUGUGGAAACGUGCUCGAUAUUUAUUUCCCGCCCCAUCUUCACCGAUUUCUGGAUCCACGGAAUUGGUUGCUAUGGGAACCCGCCUCUGGCCUGGGCCCCGCCUCUCCGGCCUCCGAUUCAGCGCGCCUUCCUUCAGAAGGAACUCGUCCCUGGGCUCUUUUCCAAAGAACGCUGGGCUGAUGUCUCUUGUUAGGACGGAAUAGCAGCCCCGAUGGGGAAGCCGCCCGCGCGGUGGCCCCCAGAGGAGGGACGUUUCCCUAUUCAGAGUCGCCGUCUGCUUCCGCGGCUGCCGGAAAUCGCAGGCUUCCUUGUUCUGCAGUGGUGCGUUUCCCCUCUUUGCCCAGCUGGCCAGACCGAGAGCACGGCCGGAGCCUGUCUGCAGGGAUGGCCACGUGGGAGGCCCCUCACAGGCGCCGCCUUCCAGCCAAUGGAGGAGCUGCUCCUCAGACGCGGCCCAUCCCGGACAUGCGCUUCCCCCUCAUCCUGGCCCCUUGGAAUCCUCAGGUUUAUGGACCAGUUUGGGGCACCGUCCCCUUGACCAGCAAGCUGAAGGUCUUCUCUCCCCCCACAGAUACCCUACAGCAGUCCAAACUCUGUAUCUUCUGUCUUCGCGUCAGUUCUAAGGAGGGCCAGGCAAUGGGGCUAAGUGACUUGUCCAGGGUCACCCCGCUAGGAAGUGUCUGAGGCCAGACUUGAACCCAGGACCUCCACUGUACGGCCUCGCAACCCCUCGAGUGCUUUUUCUGACCCUUCCUUUCGCCCCAUCGUGUUCUCCCUUGUAGUACAUUUCAUCGGUGUAUGUGUUGCCUUCUGCCCGUCCUUCUCUGCCCCCAUCUCCGGCCCCGACCCCACCGAGUCCAGCGCCUCGGCUGUAGUGGGCGCUUCAUAGAUGUUAGUCAUUGAAUGCCAGGGACGUGUGGCAGUCGGUCCUCCCGGUUCGGGCCCCCUGUGGCCCUCUGGGCGCCGUAGGGUGGGAGCCCGGGGGACUACUUCGCCCUUCGGGAGAGUCCGGUCCGGAAUUUCCCCUCAGCCAGGGCCUCGCAGCCAGUCACGGCCCUGCUUCUCUUCAGACGCGCGUACGUUACACCCUUCACGGGCAGAACGAAAUAAAGCGUACAGAAAACAACGCUCGGCCUGUGACAGCCCUGUCGAGGCACCCGCGGGGGCUCGUGGGAGUCGUCGGUGCUGAAGCCGCUUCCUGCGCGCGCGCGGGGUGAAAGCCCUGAAGAGCCCGGGCUGAGCGCGAUGUCUCUCCGAGUGGACCCUUCAGCUUGCGCUUUGAGCGUUCAGGCUCUCUGCUGGGAGAAAACAGGCCUCGGAAGCGGCCCCCACGAGCCUCCUUUCUCGUGACGACGGAGCCGCCCGGAAUGCUUCUCUGUCCAUACUCUGUUUGAUGUGACCGUGAGAUCAUAAGACCUAGGAAAACCCACUCGAGAUCCUAUUACAGCUGUAAAGAGAACCUCUGGACGUCUGUGUUACUUUUGUGGCUGUUUUACACGUCGGGCCUCAGGCUAUUAAAUGCUGGUGGUGUGUUAUGUGUUUCUUUUCA